This is a messenger RNA of Ectocarpus siliculosus, 2721 nucleotides long. The record is from the annotation of a GenBank genome assembly. NCBI's taxonomy places the organism in Eukaryota, Phaeophyceae, Ectocarpales, Ectocarpaceae.
AUGGAGGUGGACCUUGCCUCCUUCCUGGCGCCGGCGGGAGAUCUGCUGGGAGAGGUCAGCCAACGCGUCCUGGAGUUCCUGUCGGUGAGAGACCUGAUCGAAUACGUGGCAUCAUCUUCUCCGACAUCCCCGGAAUGCGGCGGGGACAGAGACGCUGAUACGGCCGAGCGCGUCACCAAGGACGAAGCAGACUACCCGGAGAACCCUAGGCGACGGCGGCAGCACUCCGUAAGUGGGCGGGACUUCGAAAGACAGCCUUUACGGGGGGGAAGCAGCGGACCUGCGACGAUGGGUCGCAACUUGUCGCCCGAAGAGGAAGUUCCCCAUCGCCUCCACAGCAACAACGGCAGCAUGCAUUUUAUUAGCACGACCGGGGCGGGAGACGAGGCCGGCGGGGGCUCACGCCCGCCGUCCCCGUACCUGAGCGCCAAGACCGACCCUCGCCGUCGAGACAACAAGCAACAGGAGUGGGAAGGCGACGUCGACACCGAGUGCUCCAACUACGACAACAGCAGCAGCCGUUUCGUCGGCGAUUGCAGCACAGCAACACCAGCGGGAGGAUUGGCCAGCACGCUUGGGGGAGAGUGUUCUCCCCGAACCGGCGGUAGUAGUGGGUGUGGCGUCCAUGUGGUAGUCGUGGGAGGCCGACGCCGCGACGCUAAGGGCGGGCUCCUUGGCCCAGCGAGCCGCAGCAGCAGCAGCAGCAGCAGCAGUCCGCAGAAGGAAUCGCGCCGUCGCUCGCCGAGCAUUUUUGGGGUGCUGGUGGGGCUCGGGCUGCACCCGUGGGCGACCCUGCAGGGGGGCGUGGCGGCGCUACAGGGAGGCGUGGCGCACUUGCUCGGGGGCGUCCCGCUGCUUGCCUUGCUGCGGUGGGCGGCGGGGGGCGCCUCGGCGGUUCUAGGAGUGUCCUUCCGGGUGGCGCUGCUGCCGUACGAUGUCACCAAGGGGGCGGUUGCUUACGUGGUGGGGUCGCUGGAGGCCAUGCUGAACAUCGCCACGGAGAUUUGGUCUGAGCUGCGCCAUCUUAGCUUGGCGGAGCUCGCCGUCGUGAUAUCGUGCGUGGUCACCGGAAACCCUCUGCCGGACUUCCUUCUAGACCCUGACUACGACAGCGUUGACAGCGGCGGCUCAAGCUACGGUGGAGGAGGCGGCAGGCUCGGCAAUUCCCGCCGCAUCUUCUCGCGGUCGUCUCGAGGAAGUCCUGGCUUGGAGUCCGGCGGGGGGGGUGGCUUCCUCUCCGACUACCUACGCGGGCCCAGCUCCGCGGGAUAUCCCGACGACGAGUUUUACCGCUCCGGGGGCGCAGGCGGCACCCGCGUCGCCUGGCAGCAGGCUCAUGCGAUGCGGCGGCGCCUCGACCGCGUCAACCGGACAGCGUCACUGGUGUCGUACGAGGAGAGGGCCGAGAGCGCGGUGCCCAGGGCGAAGGCGCAGCGGGUCCGUCGGCGCAUGCACUACGCCAUGUCUCUACAGUGCUUCCAGGCCACUGUGACAAAGGACGGGCAGCACUCGGCCGGCGCCGGCAGCGACGCUAUCGGGGAGGACGGCGACGACGAUGAUGACGGGCGCGUGAGCGUGGAGGGGGGUUCGAGCGCGUUCAUGUGCACGCCGCAGUCCUUCCCACCGACGCCGGUGUCACGCGCGCACGUCAUGGCGCGGACGUCGCAGUUCUCGGACGACGUGCUUUUCCUUGCCCGCGACCACCUCCGCCUCGGGGAGAACCUUAAGCCCGGCGUGGAUGAGACGACGCGGGCGACGGCGGACUUCCUGCGGAGGCAGCAGCGGCUGGCCGUCCUCGACGGCCACGACGCCUGCGAGGGCAUCGUGCUCACGUGCGGGCACCACCGCGCCACCAAGGUCGGGCCCUCGCUGUACAGCUCGGCGCGCGCCAUGGUCCCGGUCCUCCGCAACCGGCACGUCUACUUCCAGGUGAGUUGCGUCAGGGAGGGCCCUCUCGCCCCCAGCAUCGGGGUCGGCCUGUCCACUCCGGAGAUGCCCCUUUCCACCCUGGUCGGGGCCUUCAGCAACUCGGUCGGAUUCUGCUCCACUGGACAGAUCCUCAUGUCGUCCCGCUGGUACGGCGAGCCCGGAGAGUUCGCCAUGCGCAAGGCGGGCAUGAUGACGACGGUGGGCGUACUUGUCUACCUGGACGGGUCCCGCCCCUUCCGCUCGUGGGACGGCGACAUGCUGCAGCAGGCUAGCGCGACGUUCGCAGCUUCCGCCGCCGCGGGUCCCGGAGAAGGAGGAGGGGGAGUACAUGUACAGCAAGACCACGGCGAGGAGGCGUGUUUGUCGCCGCCGCCUCCACCGCCUGAUUGCCCUCCCGUAGAAGAGGUUGCGCCGUGGGAAGUGGCCGCUGCUGGUGCAGCGGCCGCAACAGCAGCUACAAGCAGUGCGCGCUUGAUCAAAAACGGAGGAGGAGGAGGAGGAGGAGGAGGAGCGGGCGCGUCCAGCGGAGCGGCUGCGCCAGCUUUGGGGAUUGGUCGAGGGGGGGGUACCAUGUUACCGCCUGAUGUUCCCGAGACCUCUGCUGCGCUUGGACUUGCCCUCCCCAAGGACAGGGACUUGUUUCCCACGGUUACCAUCCACAGUCCCAACACAGAGAUAUUGUGCCGCUUUUGCGCGGAAGACUUGCUCGGCGUCACGAGAGAAAACAUGGGUGCGCCGCCUGGGGCGCCGGUAUACGCUCUCGACGGUAGCCUCAUCAACCUUCCACACUAG